Phanerochaete carnosa HHB-10118-sp is the source of this 405-nucleotide messenger RNA. RefSeq lists its product as uncharacterized. The record is from RefSeq and is a predicted model, not a curated record. The transcript is spliced from 2 exons. The annotation marks the transcript as partial. Lineage: Eukaryota; Fungi; Basidiomycota; Agaricomycetes; Polyporales; Phanerochaetaceae.
AAGAAGAUGUGGAAGAUCUUCAAAGAGACCGGCAUUUUUGUGGCUGCCUGUCGCCAUGGCUUCAUGCUAUGGAUAAUUGACAUGAUGCACAGUGGAGAGCUAGCCAAGUACCUGCUGGCAAUUAUCAGUAAGAUACUCGAGAAUCUUGGAGAUGACAUCAUGAUUGCGUAUGACAUCGGCUGCACAACAGAGACGACUGUCUCACGCAGUUCACUUGGCCUCAAAUUUUGCCACAAGAGAGCAAAGUUCUGCAUCUCCGCAUUUCAUGCAUACACUCACAAUCAUGUUUGCCAGAUGCACUACCACCCCAACAACAUUGAUGGCAUGGGCAUCAAAGAUGUUGAGUCCCUCGAACGAGGUUUCGGUGGAUCAAAUCAGCUUGCACCAAUCAUUCGGUACAUGUCA